UUUUGAGAAUACAAUAGCAUUUCCGAUCUUGCAGCAAUGGCUGACGUUUUAAGCAUUUUACGUCAGUAUAAUAUCAACAAAAAGGAUAUUAUAGAGAAGGAUGACCAAGUUAUUUUUAACGAUUUAGCUUGGCCAAAAACAGUCAAAACAAAUUACGUUAUUUGGGGAACUGGAAAAGAUGGCAUCACAAAAGAGUAUUACACACUUGAUUGCAUUUUGUUUUUGUUGAGAAAUGUUCAGCUACAGCAUCCAUUGUAUGUAAGAGAGGCAGCUGCUGCCUCUGUACCUGUUGUGCGUCGUCCUGAUAGAAAAGAUCUACUUGCUUACUUAAAUGGAGAAACUCAAAGUUCUACUAACAUUGACAAAAGUGCUCCAUUGGAAAUUCCACUUCAGAGACCUGCACAAGUCAAAAGAUUUGCAGAAGAUGCAGGAGAGGCAGAUAAGAAGAAACCAAGACUUGAGGAAGAAAAAGUUCUACAGGACAAAAUUAUAUGGGCCAGAAAGAUGGAUGCUCCAAGAGAAACAGCAGUAAAACCUGCACAAUUAGCUUCUUCCUCCCUCCCAGAGGCUAUGCCAUUGGAGAGAAUUGCAGCCAUCAAAGCUAAGAGAUGGGCCAAAAAAAGAUCUAUGAUAAAGGUAGAUGAUGCUGACAUACAACCUGGACCAUUAGAACAUAGUAGCUUCGUAGAUGCUGAAGUUGAUGUUACAAGGGAUAUUGUCAGUAGAGAAAGACUGUGGAGAACAAGAACAACAAUACUACAAAGCAAUGCAAAAAGUUUUGCAAAGAACAUUUUUGGAAUACUUCAGUCUAUAAAAGCUCGAGAAGAAGGAUCACAAAAACAUAAAUCAAGUCACACAUCACACACACCGUCAGCAUCACAACCAAGACCUGCGCCACAGGUGGCAGCUUACAGCAGAUACGAUCAGGAGAGAUUUAAGGGCAAAGCAGAAACUGAGGGUUUUAAUAUUGAUACCAUGCAGUCUUUUCACGGAAUGGCAUUGAAACAUGUGACAGAAGAAUCAUCUAGAAAACCAGAGAAACCAGAAAAACCUAAAGAACCAACACUGCCAUCACAAACACCACCACACCAGACACCACAACAAGUAUCACGGCCAAUAUCACAGGCUAGACCACCUCCUAGUCAAAAGAAAGGAUCUCGAACACCAAUCAUCAUUAUUCCAGCAGCUCUCACAUCCCUCAUCACUAUGUUUAAUGCUAAAGAUAUGUUACAGGAAUUUAGAUUUGUUUCAACGGAUGACAAGAAAGGGCAGGGAGCGAAACGUGACAAUGAAGUUUUAAUACAGAGACGGAAGAAUGGUGGGUUAACAGUGCCAUACAGGAUAAUAGAUAGUGCUUCUAAAUUGAGUACAGAUGAUUGGGAUAGGGUUGUGGCUGUUUUUGUACAGGGACCUGCAUGGCAGUUCAAAGGCUGGCCAUGGAAUGGUAACCCUGUAGAUAUAUUUGCUAAAGUUAAAGCAUUUCAUAUAAAAUGGUCGGACUUACCGUUGGAUAACAAUGUAAAGAAAUGGAAUGUGACUGUCCUUAAUCUAGACAGGAAUAAAAGACAUUUAGACAGAGCACACAUUCAGACAUUUUGGGAAGUUCUUGACAAGUUUAUGGCAAAGAAUAAGGCCCAUUUGAGAUGCUGAAAAAUGAUUAUAAAACUGCAGUGUUUACAAUCAUAAAUUCUCAUUGGUGAGAUAAAGUGUAUUAAAAUAUACCAUCUUGAUGUCAGCUGGUGUGGAAAUUGAUGAAGAUUAUCAAAGAAGUGCUAAUAUUGGUGAUGAAAGACAAUAAGACAUUAUUAUUUUAAAUUGUUGAUUUGACAUGCACCCUUUACAGCUUGCUUAUGUAAAUAAGAUCAACAGAAAUACCCAAUUUGAUAAUUAUUACUUAGUGUUCAAGGCAUGCAAUGAAACAGAUAUUGGUAUAAAACAGCAGUCAUAUAGAUAGAUCAUAUUGUCAGUUAUUUCAACCCUUAAAAUGGUAUGUGUAGUGUGAAAGUUUUUGUUGAAUCAGGGUGAAUUUUAAUUUGUAAAUUUACUAAGAAAACUGAUGAACAUAAAUAGAUAAGAAUGCAUAGACAGGCUGUAUGUAUGUGCUUUUGUUACAGACACAUAAUUUAUGCAUUGGUUAUAUUUGCUUUAUUUUCAUAUUAAAUUGAAGUGUGAAAAAUGCAUUUAAAUGGAAUUUAUUUAAGUUUAUAUGAAAAGAGAAAAUACUUAACUAUAUUAGCAGUAUAUGAAGGGUAAAAAAGUUUUGUCAUGCAAACAAUAAGUUCUACAGAACUCAAAACCAUUGUCAUAUCCUGUUCUUAAAGAUAAUUACACAUGGUUAAAGUUUCAUAAAUUUAUUGAUGCAAUUUUUCUGUGUCCUUUAUGAUAGGAAGCUUCCCAAAUCAUGGUAUUUUUGUUAAAACUGGUGUUCAUUGGAAUAAAUGGCUUGAUAUAUUGACGGUACUCAUCAAAUGAUGUAAAAGAUGGAGAGAAAAAAAAUGUUUUCAAUACAAAUGCAAUUCUGAUAGUUUCAUUGAACAUUUUCUGUGUAAAGUAUACAUUCAUGUUAGAAUUGGAUUAUGUUUAUUAGUUUGUUGUAAAUUUUUCUUGCAUCCAGUUCCAGUCUUGGAACCUGAUAAUUGUGUCAUCCCUGUACUUACCAUGUACAUGUACUUGAUAUGUAAAUAAUUUGGGAAAAUUGUCAAUAUGUAUAAAAGAUUUGUACAUAAUAUUGCCCUGAUGUUUAAGAAAAGUUAUGUUGCGAGGCUUAUAUAUUUUAUGUAGAUUUUAACCUUGUCAUGCAUCCUUAGCAGUGUAGGAUCAUAAGUUAAAUAGAUAAACUCUUUUUCUAUUAUAAAAUAGCUGAAAAUAAAGCAAGUGAAGACCAAUUAAAACAUUGUUCAUCAAUUAAACAAGCUAGUUUUACUUGAUAAUGGUAUGGAUCUAUGAUUUCUUUUGUUGAUUCUGCUCAGCUGAGAAAUCUGUCUUUUAGAAUUGAAAAAAAUAUGAAAAUAGUAUGCCCAUUUAAUUUAAUUCUCUACAUUGAAAUAUAAGUUUUAGCCUCAUCUGACAUGUCUGAUAUAUGUUAUUUGCAGCUUAAUCAUAGUUUUGUAAAUAUAUGUCUGGAAUCUAAAACAACCUUCUUUCUGUGAAAGACUCUAAAUUAGGUCAUCUAUUCAUUGGUCAACACAAGUCUAACCUGCAUAAUUUGAAGGUUGUAAUAUGACAACAACAUUGAGUAAUUCAGUUGAAUGUGAAUAUACAUGAUAAAUGGAGUGUGUGUAUGUGAUAGUGAUGUUGUACAUGUGGAAAAAGAUGUAAGUGUAUGAACAAGUGAGAGCUGUUUUGAGAUUUUAUUUUUUGUGUCAUGUAAUGCCCAGACACAGAAAAAUUGUACCCUCUUGUUAUUAAUGAGAACAAGAAUAAAAUAUGAGAAAUUUUA
This is a messenger RNA of Mytilus trossulus (common blue mussel), 3439 nucleotides long. RefSeq names its product parafibromin-like. The record is from RefSeq and is a predicted model, not a curated record. Gene Ontology annotation, cellular component: Cdc73/Paf1 complex. NCBI's taxonomy places the organism in Eukaryota, Metazoa, Mollusca, Bivalvia, Mytilida, Mytilidae. Bases 37 to 1650 code for a protein of 537 amino acids. The transcript is spliced from 13 exons. Gene Ontology annotation, molecular function: RNA polymerase II complex binding. Gene Ontology annotation, biological process: positive regulation of transcription elongation by RNA polymerase II; transcription elongation by RNA polymerase II.